Molecule: messenger RNA, 3439 nt
Organism: Pseudomassariella vexata
Lineage: Eukaryota; Fungi; Ascomycota; Sordariomycetes; Amphisphaeriales; Pseudomassariaceae
Exons: 2
Coding region: 127-3396 (1089 amino acids)
Source: RefSeq, a predicted model, not a curated record
GGGCUGCAUGCUAUUUUACCCAUCGCCGUACUAUUAUUGAAAUAAUCUAGCGCUUCUUCUCUUGUCCCUUUCACUGCCCUUGGAUGUUUUGGCCACUCCUAGGGUUAAGUCAGAGAUCGCCACAAGAUGGAUACAAGUAACUAUCGACUGCCUCGGCGCUCAGCCAGCCAUGGAACUCUUCGUAGUAGCUACGCCCAUCACGGAAGACCACUGCACAAGCCCCUCCGAAGUGUCAACGAAAACUCCGUGUUGCUGCACUCUCCCGGAGCCUUGGAGAGCAUGCUAAAAACCACCACCGAGACUGGAGACAUCGGUAUUUUCAGCAUAAAGCCUUCUAGCUCUUCAAACCUAGGCGAGUUGACUCCAAGACGCAACAACAUCUCGAGAGGAACAGGGCAGAUGCUUCCACCCGUGCGACGCUCAGUUGAUGAUCGAAGAAAACCACCUUCGCAUCGAGACACGACCUCGGAAAUUCUUUCCAUGUACGGUUCCGCCUCUCAAAGCUCUGUCACCAGCACCUUGACUCCUUCGACGGACGAAAUCGGCGGGCAACGCUCCUACUCCAUGACCACGGUUGGAUCGAGACAUUUGUCUCAUCACAAGUCGAACGCCACGAUGCAGAGCCAGGCCAGUGGCAGUAAUAUGCAACGACCGCGUUCUCCCUUUCCCUACCCUACACGUCUGAAGCGACCGGGCGCUCGGCCGUCGUCUCCAGCUGUGACGGAGAAUGGCCUUGUUGACUAUAGUCGCAUGGUAGAGAUUAACAGAAUCUCCUUGAGAACUAGCCAUGGACCAUAUAAAUCGUCAUACCCGCAGCCUCGAAGACCUCCUCCUUUGGGGCUCCGCGCCGAUGCAAAUCAGUCGACUCCUCCAUUGCUUGGCCAAGGGCCCCCUAUGCGCCGUCACCCAGGCCCACCUUCGGUUCGGACUGUGUCUGCAGCCUCCGUAGCUUCUUGGAAUGCACCAUUCCGAGAUAGAUUGGAUAGCAACUCUUCGAGAACAUCAAGUCUGACUUCGGUCAUAAAUAUGUAUCAUCGCAUGCCAUCCGCUCUCAAAAACACCCAGCUGGCGCCUCCUGCUCCACCGCCACGAUACUAUGAUUACACCGAGGAGUUUGAAAGCAAGCAACCUCGGUCAUCAACUCCAGUCCAGCCAGUAGCGCCGGUUCCAACUAGAGCACCGAGUGCCCAACGUCCUAUGGUCCUCAGAGAAGGGUCUGAGGAACAGCUGGCAGCUGCUUUGGGCGUGGAUGCAGAAUCCGAGUCCUUGCAAGAGAAUGAGAAUCGGAGUGAUUCGGGAGACACCGAGCAUAUCCAAGCGAGGAAAGACGUUGGAGGCCACGGUGACGGUGACAGCGACCAGCCCACCACCGGUCAAGGUUUGACCCAACGAACCCCCGCAUCUCCGCCGCAGGGGAUUGUUGCUGUACCCAACAGCGCGGGCAGGAAAAGAACGCAGACAAGAGGUAGUGAUAUCGACCUGUUACCGUCGCAAAUUGGCCGUGGUUCCAUGGACACCUUCAAUCCAAGUCUAGAUAUCGAGUCCAGAGAGGCUACGUACAGUUAUCUAAGCUACCGUGCAACAGCAAGCUCCAAGACUAUGUCAGCACUACCAGGUCGUCAGGUACAGGUACAAGGCUCCGGAACUCCUACCAUCCGCAGUGAACAAGGGGUAAUUCUCAAGGAUGAUGUUGAAGAUGAGAGUUCUUUGGAAAGAGCUUCUCAUGCAAGUGUUGACCGGACCGAGGUAGCAACUCCUAUUAUUUCUGUGCAAAGCCCCUCCAAAGGAGGAUCAAACUCCAACCCAGCUGAUGGUCAUUCAAAGACAUUGGAUGAAAAAGCACAAGGAACCUUCGUUCGUCCCUUGCGCCGCGGAACAUCAACAGAGCCUCUCGGUUCAAUGGUUGUCGAUUCCAAGCCCAACAGUAAUCUAGCUGCUGGACCCAGUCUGAUGGGAGAAGACCUGCGGCUGAAGCUUGAUGCGAUCGUGGAAAACGCCGAAUCUCGAAAGUCAUCAAUAUCUUCAAACCCUGGUGAAAAUACAGUGCAUCGAUGCUCGGACGAGCGUGGAGAUGUUAAUUCAUCUCCAGACACCACAAAUUCGCUGAGAAUGAAAGGAAGUGAGAAUAAUUUCAAUCAAUACCGAUGCCACAGGAGGAACCAAGCUGCUCUCAACAUAGCGACGAAGGAUCUGCCUAGAGAAAGCAGCGGAGAUUUUCCACGGCUUACUCCAUCAUGCUCAGAAACGCCUUUGAUAUCACCAAAGCCUAUAUCUCCCGCCCGGCAGCUCAAGGUCAAGAACAGUAUCCCUCAACUCAUGAAAGCGCUGCCGCCCUUACCUGGUGAGCCUGGUUACGUUCAGCCAUCUACACCCCCCACAACAGGUGACGAGGACGACGUUGCAGAGGUUCUUGCGCCAUUCAGUUUCGCUUCAUCUGACACCUCCAACGUAUUUAGAGGGCCGAACAAAACACAGUUCCCUACAAAUAGUAUGUGUGAUGGAGGUAACCGAUUGUCAAGCUUACCCAAGAAGCUUCCGAAGAUACGGCUCAGGCCCAAGGAGGCUAUUUAUUCCAGAACGAACCCAAGAGAUUCUCGACCCUGGAAUUCGGACAGCAACUACCCGUGGUGCAGUCAUAGCCCGGAGAUUGAACAUGAGAGCGAGGACGGCAACGACAAUAGUCUGGCAUCAGCCAAGAGAAAAUUCCGAUUAAGGGGUUCUCGAAGUGUUGGUGGUGGUAGCCCAUCCCCUACGACUGUACGACGACACCCGGCCGCUCGAGGUUCUGAAAUUGUCGCAAGUCUGGCUAGACAGCAGGCAAAGGAUUUGUUCAGUUUACCGAGCGGGCUGAGCUCCGCUUUCCGUGAGGUAAGCAGAAAGCUGACCUCGAGUACCCAUCAUGAUGUGGGAAGUUCGAUCGAGAAGCCUGGUGUAGCAUCUGAGGAUCCCAGAAAUGCAGAAGCUCGACAGGAAAACCAGGGCGCAGAACUCGAGCCAAAAAAGCAACGCAUCCUCACGAGAGUGCGGGGAAGACGGGACUGGAGUACAACCAGAGCAAGGAAGAGCGCAGGAUCAAAGCGGCAGCAAAGAUUGCGUAAGAGUUUGUCAAAUAUUGGAUGGAUCAUAGAGCGAUCUCCCCAUGUUCGACGAGGACAAGCGAUGCCAACAUCGGUGACACAGCUAGUGCCCGACAAGAGGCAAGCCGGCUUGGAUAGUGUGUUGGGAACAGACAAUAUCGAUUUUGACAGCAAGCAAUUCACGGUCAGCGAGGGUCUUUCGCCUGUGCCGCCGCAACGGGCUCGCUUUCGACGACGAGUACGAGAUAAGGUCUCCAAGUGGAUGAGACGUACCAAGGAGACAGUGAAGGCUUACGGCAAGAAGAUUCACGGCAUGUGAUGGCCAAUUCAACAUCUAAGUGUUUGGUCGAGGGAUGGAAGAA